AUGGCUUCAUUUUCUUCUUCUGCUAAGGUCAUUGUCACUUUGGCUUUCCUUGUGCUCUUCAUUGGCAGCUCCUCCGCUCAACUUUCGACUAAUUUUUACUCCCAGUCUUGUCCGAGGCUUUUCCCCACUGUGAAAUCUGCUGUGCAAUCCGCAAUAUCAAAAGAAGCACGGAUUGGCGCCUCUAUUCUGCGCUUAUUUUUUCACGAUUGUUUUGUUAAUGGUUGCGAUGGAUCACUCCUCCUCGACGACACAUCUUCUUUUACAGGAGAAAAGAGGGCAGCUCCAAAUGUCAAUUCUGCUCGAGGAUUUGAUGUGGUUGACAACAUAAAGUCUGCGGUAGAGAAUGUGUGCCCCGGUGUGGUCUCUUGUGCUGAUAUAUUGGCUAUUGCUACCAGAGAUUCUGUUGUUACUCUUGGAGGGCCUAGUUGGAAUGUAAAACUUGGAAGAAGAGAUGCCAGAACAGCAAGCCAGGCUGCUGCCAAUAGAAGCAUUCCGCCUCCAACUUCUAAUUUGAAUGCCCUCAUUUCUAGUUUCAGUGCCGUUGGCCUUUCCACCAGGGACAUGGUUGCCUUAUCUGGUUCUCACACAAUUGGACAAGCAAGGUGCACUAAUUUCAGAGCUCGCAUAUAUAACGAAACCAACUUGGACAGUUCAUUAGCUCAAACAAGGCAAGGCAACUGCCCAAGGAUCGCUGGCUCAGGUGACAACAAUUUGGCACCUCUAGACCUCCAAACUCCUACUACUUUCGAGAAUAACUAUUACAAGAACCUUGUCAACCAACGGGGACUACUUCACUCCGAUCAGCAACUCUUUAACGGUGGAUCGACCGAUUCACUUGUGAGGACAUACAGCAGCAAUCCAAGCACCUUCAAUUCUGAUUUUGUUGCGGCCAUGAUCAAGAUGGGAGAUAUUAAGCCUCUCACUGGAUCAAAUGGAGAAAUAAGGAAGAAUUGUAGGAGGAGGAAUUAA
Messenger RNA from Ilex paraguariensis (yerba mate), 969 nucleotides. The record is from the annotation of a GenBank genome assembly. NCBI's taxonomy places the organism in Eukaryota, Viridiplantae, Streptophyta, Magnoliopsida, Aquifoliales, Aquifoliaceae.